AUGCCUUUCGGUUCAAAAUUUUCAGUUUGUGGGAAUAAUUUAGAGAAUGAUUUAGUGAUUAAGUUAAUGAAUAAAAAAAAAUCAAAGCAAGAAAGAGUUAAGAAGCAGAAUCAACCAUCUGAAAUUAUAAAUAAUAAUAUAAGAAUAAAAUUUCGGAGCUUUAUGAAGAUGAGUUAA
This is a messenger RNA of Ascoidea rubescens DSM 1968, 177 nucleotides long. RefSeq lists its product as uncharacterized. The record is from RefSeq and is a predicted model, not a curated record. Bases 1 to 177 code for a protein of 58 amino acids. The transcript has a single exon. NCBI's taxonomy places the organism in Eukaryota, Fungi, Ascomycota, Saccharomycetes, Ascoideales, Ascoideaceae.